Molecule: messenger RNA, 3932 nt
Organism: Myzus persicae (green peach aphid)
Lineage: Eukaryota; Metazoa; Arthropoda; Insecta; Hemiptera; Aphididae
Gene: PCB
Product: pyruvate carboxylase, mitochondrial
Exons: 19
Coding region: 247-3837 (1196 amino acids)
Biological process (GO): pyruvate metabolic process; gluconeogenesis
Cellular component (GO): cytoplasm
Molecular function (GO): metal ion binding; pyruvate carboxylase activity; ATP binding
Source: RefSeq, a predicted model, not a curated record
UAUAGUAUUUAACAUCUUACACGGUUAUCAGCGGCUAUAUUGUAAACAUGUAGUGGAAUAGAAUAUUAAAAUUAUUAAACGAACGUUAUCGUUUUAUAUUAGUACACACAUAUACAUUUUGUAGAAGGUUCACUAGGCAUUGGUUUCGAUUAGUGGACGGACGUCUUUCGUACUGGUUCACACAUAAUAGGAAGAACUCUAUCGAUAUAUAUAAUAUUAUAGCAAAGUUCCAAUUGUACAGUCAUAAUGAUAAUUUCAAAUGUAAGUGGUUCCGUCCGGAACCACGUUCGAAACCAAUUCAUCGCCCUAUCUAUAUCACGAGCGAGGUAUUCAUCUAAAGUUGAAUACAAACCAAUCAGAAGUGUUCUUGUAGCUAACCGAGGUGAAAUUGCUAUCCGUGUAUUCAGAGCAUGUAAUGAAUUGGGUAUCAAGUCUGUUGCUAUAUAUUCAGAACAAGAUAAAAUGCAUAUGCAUAGACUAAAAGCCGAUGAAUCGUAUCUAGUUGGAAAAGGAAAAGCUCCAGUAGAAGCAUACCUUGACAUACCUGAAAUUAUUAGAAUUGCAAAAGAAAACGAUGUCGAUGCUAUUCAUCCUGGUUAUGGUUUUCUAUCUGAGCGAUCUGACUUUGCUCAAGCAGUCAUUGAUGCUGGAAUCCGGUUUAUUGGACCAACACCUUAUGUUGUUCAACAAAUGGGUGAUAAAGUUGCUGCCAGACAAGCAGCUAUUGACGCUGGUGUCCCAAUAGUGGCUGGUACUCCUGGUCCAAUUAGGACAUCUGAUGAAGCUAUUGAAUUUUGUCUGAAACAUGAUUUACCAGUUAUAUUUAAAGCCGCUUUUGGAGGUGGUGGCCGAGGUAUGAGGGUUGUUAGGAAAAUGGAAGAAGUAAAAGAAAGUUUUGAACGUGCUAGUUCAGAAGCAAAAGCAGCUUUUGGUGAUGGUGCGAUGUUCAUCGAGAAAUUUGUUGAAAGACCAAGACAUAUUGAAGUUCAGCUUUUGGGUGAUCAGGCUGGAAAUAUUGUUCAUUUAUAUGAAAGAGACUGUUCAGUACAACGUCGUCAUCAAAAAGUUGUUGAGUUGGCACCAGCUCCUCAUUUGGACCCAAAAGUUAGAGAUUUAAUGACUGAACGUGCAGUCAAAUUAGCUAAACAUGUAGGUUAUUCAAACGCCGGUACCGUAGAAUUUUUAACAGACGGCAAAGGCAAUUUCUAUUUUAUUGAAGUUAAUGCUAGACUUCAAGUGGAACAUACUGUUACUGAAGAGAUCACUGGUAUUGAUUUAGUGCAAUCUCAAAUACGGAUCGCGGAAGGCGUUACACUGCCUGAACUUGGAUUGACACAAGACUCAAUUAAGCCACAAGGUUUUGCUAUCCAAUGUCGUGUUACUACUGAAGAUCCUGCUAAAAAUUUCCAACCGGACACUGGCCGUAUUGAAGUAUUCAGGAGUGGUGAAGGCAUGGGUAUCAGAUUGGACGGUGCCUCUGCAUUUUCUGGAGCAAUAAUCAGUCCAUACUAUGAUUCAUUACUCGUUAAAGUUAUUGCGCAUGCUGCUGAUUUACAAGCAUGUUGUGCUAAAAUGAACCGUGCCUUACGCGAAUUUAGAGUUCGUGGAGUAAAAACCAAUAUACCAUUCUUGUUAAAUGUGUUAACCAAUGAAAAAUUUGUAAAUGGAUCAGUUGAUACAUAUUUUAUUGAUGAAAACCCUCAACUGUUCACACUUGAGCCAUCUCAAAAUAGAGCUCAAAAAUUACUGAACUAUUUGGGAGAGGUUUUAGUAAAUGGCCCUCAGACUCCAUUAGCAACCAGUUUAAAGCCAGCAAAUGUACGCCCUAAUGUACCUGAAUUCCCUGCAGAUUACGUUGCACGUAUAUUAGGCAAAAAUGAUCCAGAAAAUAACUCAGGCUUGAAUCCACCUAAAGGAUUUAAACAAAUUCUCACUAAAGAUGGACCAGAAGCUUUUGCAAAGGCAGUUCGAGACCAUAAGGGACUUUUGUUAAUGGACACAACAAUGAGAGAUGCACAUCAAUCUCUUUUGGCCACUAGAGUCAGAUCCCAUGAUAUUCUACGUAUUGCUCCAUGGGUGUCACAAAGUUUCCCAGGUUUAUAUUCAUUGGAAAACUGGGGUGGAGCUACAUUUGAUGUUGCACUUCGAUUCUUACAUGAAUGUCCAUGGGAAAGAUUAGCAGACAUGAGAUCAGCUAUACCUAAUAUACCGUUUCAGAUGUUAUUGCGUGGGGCAAAUGCUGUUGGUUACACAAACUACCCCGAUAAUGUUGUCUUUAAAUUCUGUGAUCUAGCUGUUCAAGCUGGUAUGGACGUGUUCCGUGUAUUUGACUCUCUUAAUUACUUACCAAAUAUCAUUCUUGGUAUGGAAGCAGCUGCUAAAGCAGGAGGUGUUGUUGAAGCAGCUAUUGCAUAUUCUGGAGAUGUAUCUGAUCCUUGUAAAACAAAAUACACUUUAGACUAUUAUGUAAAUUUUGCUGAUGAGCUAGUUAAAGCUGGUACUCAUGUAUUGUGCAUCAAGGAUAUGGCAGGACUUUUGAAACCUCGAGCUGCUACUAUGCUCAUUGGUGCUAUUCGUGCUAAAUAUCCCAAUUUACCUAUCCAUGUCCAUACUCAUGACACCAGUGGUGCUGGUGUUGCUUCUAUGUUAGCUGCAGCACAAGCUGGUGCUGAUGUAGUAGAUGUUGCCGUUGACUCAAUGUCUGGUAUGACUUCACAACCUAGCAUGGGUGCUAUUAUCGCUUCAUUGCAGGAUACUGAAUUAGAUACUGGUUUAAAGUUAAAAGAGGUAUCUGAAUAUAGUGCUUACUGGGAGCAAGCGAGAACUCUGUAUGCACCAUUUGAAUGUACUACAACAAUGAAAUCAGGAAAUGCUGAUGUCUAUUUAAAUGAAAUUCCUGGAGGUCAAUAUACCAAUCUCCAAUUUCAGGCUUACUCUCUAGGAUUAGGUGACUUCUUUGAAGAUGUGAAAAAAGCUUACAGAGAAGCCAAUAUUUUACUUGGUGAUAUUAUUAAGGUAACACCAUCUUCCAAAGUUGUUGGAGAUUUUGCUCAAUUCAUGGUACAAAACAAAUUAACUGCUGAAGAUGUAUUAGAGAAGGCUGAAGAACUGAGUUUCCCUAAAUCAGUCAUUGAAUUCCUACAAGGUGGUAUUGGUGAACCAUACCAAGGAUUCCCUGAACCAUUGAGAUCAAAAGUUUUAAAAGACAUGCCACGGAUUGUAGGUCGGCCUGGAUGCACUUUACCUCCUUUAGAUUUUAACAAAGUUAAAUCUGAUUUACAAGAAAAAUAUCAAAAAGUUAGUGAUUAUGAUGUUAUGAGUUCUGCCCUUUAUCCUACGGUCACAGAUGAGUUCCUGACAUUCAAGGAAAAAUAUGGACCAGUAGAUAAACUUGAUACUAGAAUAUUUUUGACUGGGCCUAAAGUUGGAGAAAACUUUGAAGUGACAAUUGAAAAAGGUAAAACAUUAGCCUUUAAAACACUUGCGAUUUCUGAAGAGUUAACUGCCAACGGUGAGAUUGAAGUAUUCUUUGAAAUGAAUGGUCAAUUGCGGUCUGUGUUCAUACGAGACAAUGAAGCUUCUAAAGAGAUGCAUAUACAUCCAAAAGCUUCCAAAUCCGAUAAGGGACAGGUUGGGGCUCCAAUGCCUGGAUCAGUAAUGGAUGUUCGUGUGAAAGUAGGGGACAAGGUUGAAAAAGGCGCUCCAUUAGUUGUUCUAUCUGCAAUGAAAAUGGAAAUGGUGGUGCAAUCGCCUAUAGCUGGAACAGUUAAACAAAUUGAUAUAAGCGUUGGAAUGAAAUUGGAAGGAGAUGAUUUAUUGCUAUCCAUUGAACCAUAACUUUGUUUAAAAAAAUGAACUUAUUAGGAUUGUGUACCUUUGUUUUUUAUCUCUGCCAAAAAAAAAAAAAAAACAAAUUUUGUUUUAAGAUUAAU